AUGCAAGUCGUUUACAGAGAUCACGUGUGCCACGUACGUGACUGCCGAGGCUUUUCAUCUCUUCGAGUUCAAGUCUCUUCACGUCUGCAACAGCGUCCAUCCCUCUGGACGCUGCAACUCUCUGGGCGCUCCAGGUUUUGCAAUAAUCAUUUGGUUCCAUUAUGUGAGACAUCUGUCUCUGUUGACUCUUCAGAGAUCGCGCGGGCAAGCUUGCAUGUUGCCAUUCCAUGGUACACCCACAUAUACGGCAUCCCGUUCAUAUCACUCUACCCCCUACUGGCCUACGCGUACUACGUCAAGUAUGACCAAUGGCUGGUGAGCGAGGAGUGGACUUUCUUGGCCUGUGUUUCCCUCGGUGCUGGCCAUGCCUUGAGUUUCUUGAUCACCAAAUGGCAUUCUGGCGCACGCGCAUGGAUAACAACUAAGAAGGCCCAUUCCAUUGCUGAAGCCGAUCGUAUUCGAAUUGUUCCUCACCUUCAUCGCGGCCAAGGCGAAAUUGUUCCCCUUCUCAAGAAGAACGCGAAAGACGUGACGUCUUACACAUUCAAUUACCAACGCGACACAUACACAGUCUCUUCCACACAUCCCUUAACCUUUGCCCGUCUUCCUUAUCCAUCCUCUGGAAGGCCGCCUCUGAAUACGUUCCUGAAGCCUGAUUCUCUGGCGUCCGGUGACUUGCCGAAUCUCUACGACCUUUAUGGAAACAACGAGUUCGACAUCCCAAUUCCAUCGUUUACCGAACUUUUUGGAGAGCACGCUACGGCACCCUUCUUUGUCUUUCAAAUAUUCUGUGUUGCUCUAUGGUGCUUGGACGAAUACUGGUACUACAGCCUAUUCACUCUCUUCAUGCUUAUCGUCUUUGAGUGCACAGUCGUGUGGCAGCGCGUCAGAACCUUGACCGAAUUCCGGACGAUGUCAGUGGCCCCAUACCCGAUCAAGUGUUACCGCGACGAGAGUUGGGUUGAGGUGCAGACUGACAAGCUUCUUCCAGGUGACCUCGUUUCCGUCGCCCGGGUCCAAACUGAAACCACGGUCCCCGCCGACAUACUUUUGAUAAGUGGGACCUGUAUCGUCAAUGAAGCGAUGCUUUCCGGUGAAUCCACACCUCUGUUGAAGGAAUCCAUACAGCUUUUGGAGGCUUCUGAGAAUCUUGACGUUGAUGGAGCACACAAAAAUGCCGUUCUUUUCAGUGGCACGAAGAUCUUACAGGCAACCCAGUCAAGUGAGAUACCAUCUCCAGUGAAAACGCCUGAUGGCGGUUGUCUCGGUGUCGUUGUGCGUACGGGCUUCGGGACGGCGCAGGGCCAACUUGUUCGAACCAUGAUUUUUUCAACUGAGCGGGUUUCGGCGAACAACACGGAAUCUUUCCUUUUCAUCGGUUUCCUCUUAAUCUUUGCUAUUGCUGCAAGUUGGUAUGUCUGGGUUAAAGGUAUCGAAAGAGAUUUGAAGAAGUCGAAGCUUUUGUUAGACUGCAUCCUCAUUGUCACGAGCGUUGUCCCUCCCGAACUUCCCAUGGAACUCUCGCUCGCCGUUAAUACUUCACUCGUUGCGCUGUCCAAGUUUGCGAUCUUUUGUACGGAACCCUUCCGAAUCCCAUUUGCCGGUCGUGUCGACGUCUGCUGUUUCGAUAAGACGGGAACUAUCACCGCCGAGAAUUUGGUGCUUGAAGGUGUGGCUGGCGUGAAUGUUGUUGACCCACGGAAAUUAGUGGGUGUGAAGGAGACAUCCCGCGAGACGACUCUCUGCCUGGCCGCUGCCCAUGCCCUUGUUCAGCUCGAUGACGGGACAGUUGUCGGAGAUCCGAUGGAGAAGACCACACUUGACUCUCUGGAAUGGACUUUGGGCAAAGGCAACGUUAUUUCUCCGUCAAGUAACGUGGCCCCACACAGAACGCAUUUGACUAUUAGACGUCGUUUCCAAUUUUCUUCGGCUCUCAAGCGCAUGUCAACGUUGUCCAGCCUUCCCAAUGGCAAAAUUAUUGCGGCAGUCAAAGGUGCACCAGAAACGAUCAAAGGAAUGCUGGACGUUGUUCCCGAGAACUACGACCAGACCUACAAGUGGUUUACGAGGAAAGGAAGUCGUGUUCUGGCUCUGGGUAUGAAGGAUAUGGAGCCUAUGAAUGCUGAUAAGAUCAACAAACUUCCAAGAGACCAAGUCGAAAGCAAACUUGUUUUCGCGGGUUUCCUUGUCUUCCAUUGUCCUCUCAAGAUUGAUGCUGUUGAGACUCUCAAAAUGCUUGCGGACUCAUCUCAUAGGUGUAUCAUGAUUACGGGGGAUAAUCCGCUUACGGCAGUUCAUGUGGCUCGAGAUGUCGAGAUAGUCGACCGUGAAGCUAUGAUUCUCGACCUUGCUGAAAAUCCGAGACAUGACGGAGAUUUGGUCUUUAGGACUGUGGAUGAGUCUAAAAUCAUCCCUGUUGAUCCAUCGGAACCCUUCGAUCUGUCAGUAUUCGAUCAGUACGACAUCUGCGUUACAGGCGCUGCUAUGAAACAAUUUGUAUCAAAACCGAGUUGGAACGACCUUGUCCAAAAUACCUGGGUUUACGCUCGUGUUUCGCCGUCGCAAAAGGAGCACAUUUUGACUACCUUGAAAACCCUUGGCUACAUUACCCUUAUGGCUGGCGAUGGAACCAAUGAUGUCGGGGCUCUGAAGCAGGCUCAUAUAGGUGUUGCACUUUUAGACGGUACACCAGAAGAUCUACAGAAAAUUGCGGAGCGUCAAAGACUAGAACGUAUCAAGAAGGUAUACGAGAGUCAGCUGAAGAUCUCUGCUCGCUUCGGACAGGUGCCGCCGCCAGUUCCCCCUGCCAUUGCCCAUCUUCUGCCAGACGCCGUUCAAGCUCAGCAGCGGGUGGCAGCAGACUUGCAGGUUGCGCGUCAGAGGAACCCAAUGGAAAAGUUUGACUUGAACUCAAUAACGGAAAAAAUGGCAGAGAUGGAAGGCGAGGAAGAUGUCCCAAAAAUUAAACUUGGGGAUGCCUCUUGUGCCGCACCCUUCACCUCUAAGUUAUCCCAUGUAUCGGCCAUCACGCAUAUCAUUCGGCAAGGACGCUGCACGCUCGUCGCAACCAUUCAGAUGUACAAAAUUUUGGCUUUGAACUGUCUCAUCACGGCAUAUAGUCUUAGCGUGCAGUACCUUGACGGAAUCAAGUUUGGCGACUAUCAAGUAACUAUCACUGGCAUGUUAAUGUCAGUCUGUUUCCUGUGUAUAUCCCGAGCCAAGCCUGUCGAGAAACUAUCGCGCGAACGUCCUUUGGGCAACAUCUUCAACUUUUACGUCCUGCUAUCGGUUCUUUUGCAAUUUGCGUUGCACAUCGCGACGUUGGUUUACAUCACAAACCUAUCUCAUUCGUAUGAGCAGAUGGGUCCCAUUGACCUCGAAGCGAAAUUCGAGCCCAGUCUUCUUAACACUGCAAUUUACCUGCUUGGUUUGUCUCAACAAGUCUCGACAUUCACCAUCAACUUCCAGGGACGACCUUUCCGUGAAGGAAUUCGCGAAAACCGUGCGCUGUGGUGGGGGCUUGUGGCGGCUAGUGCCGUCGCUUUCUCGGGAGCAACUGACUUUAUGCCCGAGUUGAAUAGAUGGCUCCAGAUAGUUGAAAUGAAAGACUCGUUCAAGCUCCGAUUGACUGUGACCAUGAUCGUUGAUUUCAUAGGCUGUUGGAUUAUCGAGGUUGUCUGCAAGCACAUCUUUGCUGACCUUGAACCUAAAGCAAUGGUUACCCGGGGGCGAGAUCGUAGGGAGCGUCGUAGAGCAGAGGAAGACUUCAGGCAGAAGGAUGCAGAGAUAGGUGAAAAGUUGAAGACACUUUAG
This is a messenger RNA of Laccaria bicolor S238N-H82, 3813 nucleotides long. Its product is annotated as endoplasmic reticulum Ca-transporting P-type ATPase. The transcript has 20 exons. Gene Ontology annotation, biological process: intracellular calcium ion homeostasis. Lineage: Eukaryota; Fungi; Basidiomycota; Agaricomycetes; Agaricales; Hydnangiaceae. The coding region runs from base 1 to 3813 and encodes 1270 amino acids. Gene Ontology annotation, molecular function: ATP hydrolysis activity; P-type ion transporter activity; ATP binding. Gene Ontology annotation, cellular component: endoplasmic reticulum membrane. The record is from RefSeq and is a predicted model, not a curated record.